Messenger RNA from Toxotes jaculatrix (banded archerfish), 2451 nucleotides. RefSeq names its product ring finger protein 11a (gene rnf11a). NCBI's taxonomy places the organism in Eukaryota, Metazoa, Chordata, Actinopteri, Toxotidae. The record is from RefSeq and is a predicted model, not a curated record. The transcript is spliced from 3 exons. Bases 318 to 761 code for a protein of 147 amino acids.
GUGUCUUUUUUUUUCUUGUAAACACAACAGGCCAACACAAAACAUCACCUCACUGUAACGGUAGAAAUCUUUGUCACUGGUUGUUUUACCAGCCACCGUAUAACUCAGUAUUGGGCGAAUGAGCGACGUCGCUUCUCCUGCUGAUUCACCGUUCAGCUCUUCGCGGAAUGAUAACAAACUGUCAGCUAACAGCUAGCUAAGCUAACGCUAAGCCAAAUCGUUCAGACGGCAGCUAGUUAGCUUAGCUCCAGUCGACACUUGCUAAGUGUCCCUCAGUCUAAGAGAGAAUCGGACCCUCUCAUGGUGGUCUCAGUUCAAUGGGGAACUGUCUGUUUUCGCAAGGUGCGGAUGACCUGUCGCUGUUGAACGAGUCUGAGGGGGGCAGUCUGCCCGGAGAGCCUCCGCCGCCAUACCAAGAGCGCGCUCAACCGGUGCCAGUGUACCAUCCCACACCAGGUGAGAGUCGUCUGGCCAGCCAGCUGACCGAGGAGGAGCAGGUCCGCAUUGCGCAGCGCAUUGGUCUCAUCCAGCACCUACCCAAAGGCAUCUUUGACCCAGGCUCUGACCCCUCUGACAAAAAAGUUAAAGAGUGUGUGAUCUGCAUGAUGGAUUUUGAGUAUGGCGAUCCCAUUCGGUUCUUGCCCUGCCUUCACAUCUACCACGUGGAUUGCAUUGACCCCUGGCUGAUGCGCUCCUUCACCUGCCCAUCCUGCAUGGAGCCGGUAGAUGCAGCCCUGCUGUCCACGUAUGAAACCAACUGAGCAGCCCCAGGUGGCUGCUCCUGCCUAAAAGUAACUGCACCUUUUUUUAGCCAAAACUGUCCUAGCUGUUCAGACAGGAAGCCAAGGUGGUGUGGCAUUAUGCAGAUGUUUGCAGGGUGUUUUAGGAUGCAGUCAGAUGUUGAAAACUGUGCCCUACAGUACAUUGCUUAGGUCUGACUCUUUGCCUUUAAUAGUAGGACAAUGUGCCAAAUCGAUGAAGAAUAUGGAAAGCUGAACAAGUAGCAAAAUAUUACUGCAAAGUAAUUUAACUUUUGUAUGACUGACAGUCAAUUUUAAUUUGUGAUUGUUAUUGGUAAUGCAUGUCACCAAUGUCAUUUACUUCCCCUUUCAAGACAUGAUGUGCAAUAUGUUAUAUCAAAGGAGAAAAUGCAGGAGAUUCAUCUUGGUCAAGUAGACAGCAUUGUUUUUCAGAAAUGCCAGUGAAAACAUGAAGUGAAGUUACUGUGUUUUUCCAAAUGAUACCAUGGCCUUGAAUGUCACAAAAAAAAAAAAACAUGCCUGUCUACUGAAAUGCAAUCAUCAAAACAGAGAAAAAUGAUUUAGGUUUUUCUGAGCAAAGAUAUGCUAAGAGGUCCCAUGAUAAUUCAUGAGAAUCAUCAUUUUAGCUUUUGAAGAUUGAUUCUUUUAUAUUUGACUUGGGUUCAUUGUCUGUACUGUAGUUUUUUCCCUUUUAAGCUGCUUUUAUUAUGUGGAUCUGUUUUUGUUUUUGUUUUUUGCCUUUCCACAAAACGGAUCCUCUCCUUUGCUUUGCCUCGGGUUUGUGCUCUUUGUUUUGUUUUAAAAAAUCAGUCCUUUGUGUGUACUUUCAUUGUUUACUGUCAGUGACAUUUACAAAGACAACAUAUGCUGUGCAGUCCCUCUUAAAGCACCUUGGGAUACCCCUUAUCUGGCACUCUGUAGCUUGUAGAUUUCAUAGAUGAUUGUGUGUUUUGAUGUGCGUCCGUGUAUGAGUGCGUGCGCGCGCGUGUGUGUUUUGAGGCAAUGGUGGAUAGAGAUUGGCAUGUUGAGGUAACUUUGUGAAUUAACCCUGUCCGUUGUAAACCACGCUGUAGUUGUCUCUCUUUUUCUAGUAUGAAGAUUUUGGAUCUUUGUUUUGUGCUGAUGGCCUUCUUACAGCAAGUGAUGCAUUUCCAGAGCUCCUGGGGCUGGUCAAACAAAAUGCUUUUACCCUUUGAGUGUUAGACGUGUACUCUCCGAUGCUGACUGCAUAAUGUAUAGCACAAACAAGAUAUUGAGAGAGAAGCUACAGCAGUAGAAAGGAAAGUACGUUGAAUGUAAAGCAUUAUUUCAGCUUUCAAAGAUUUGGACAGCAUAAGUGACAAUAAGAGGACAUUUCUGAUUUACUCAUUUUGCUGUGCCUUUUAAGGUUGAGGUAAGCCAAUUCCAGUGAAGUACAAUCAUUUCUCGACAUGACUUUUGUUUUUUCUUUUAGUUGUCCUCAAGGGGGAGACAGAUACCAGCACUGUACUGAUUUGUGUCACUAUCAAACAGGCCUAGGACGAAGCCAGAAGUUUGCCCUGGCUGCCGUUAACAAUCAUUUUCCAUUUUAAUUUAUAAUAUGUGCCACCAGUGCACAGGUUUUAGGAAAAUCUUGAAAACACAAUAAAAGUGGAUACCAAAUUUUACACGAGUAUGAUGUGCUGCUUAUUAAACACAUUUUAGAGCUGAA